Molecule: messenger RNA, 4050 nt
Organism: Caenorhabditis auriculariae
Lineage: Eukaryota; Metazoa; Nematoda; Chromadorea; Rhabditida; Rhabditidae
Source: the annotation of a GenBank genome assembly
AUGGUCGUAAUAGGCCAGAAGGAUGACACAGAACUCAUUGUUAGGAUGGAGAAAGUCCAACGCGGCCGAGAUUUCCGGACAGAGGUCCGAGGAAUCCUCGACGUGAAGCAUCUAAUUGAAGACGCUGUCGUGAGAAUGCAUGCCCCUCAGACGCAUAUGCACACAAUUUUAUUGAGGUUCGGAAUGAUUUUCAGCUUCUGAUUUUUCUUUUCAGUUUGUUCGCAGAACUUGCGCUACACAACCCAAGUGAGAAAUUUGACUUGACUCUCUUCAAAGCAAACAUUUUCUCCUCCAAUGAAAAGGAUAAUGAAGGUUAGCCACUUUUCACAAAAACUAAAUUAUUAAUUCAGUUUCAGCUCCCCGGCUUCAUCAGAAACUGCAAGAGUACUCUGGCAAAGACUUUUUCGGAGUUAACCAAUCGUGGAUCACUACUUUGUGAGUUCAUGGAAUCUUUUGAAGGAUUCGCUUGCAUUGAAAAACUUUCAAGAAGUGAAAACCGAAAUUCGCUUCGAAAAUAUCUGCAACGGUUAUGGAACCGCAAAAAAAUAAUUGACGAGAUAUCGAAUAUUUCGAAUCAGAUUCAUCAAUGAAAAAAUUCAGUUGCACUUUGGACGGCUUGAAAAAACGUCAUGUAGCCAUUGCAACUCUGGAAGAACCUACAAAUCUUGGCCUCGAAAUGGAAGAAACGCGGAUCGUCGUACUAAUUCUUGCUCCUAGUGUUGACGUAAUUCCAGGAAUCUUAUGAUCUGAAAAAAAUAUCGAUCGUAUCUAGAAAAGUACAAAGUCGGCAUCAGAAACUGCCCGAACUUUCGGCUCUUUGCUUUCUCGAAAUGACUUGAGGAAUGAAAUUCUGCACAGUGCGGACGACUAUCAGGUCAUUUUUCUGAUGAAAGGAAAAUAAUGGAAAAGAAAUAGGUUCGAGAUGUUUUAUUGGAGUGCGCGAAAAAGCUUUCGCAAGCCGAAGCGUCGGUUGAAACUGCUGAAAGUGAAGCAAUCAAGGUUUGGUUUUUUCUGUUCAGACUUCUAAUCGUUUACAGAAAUGUCAUUACUAUCCAGGAAAAGGCAUCAUAAAUGACUUCAAAAGACGCUGGCCACACUACAAGUCUGAUUACAUCGAUGGUAAAAAGAUGAUUAUCGAAAAAAUAACAACUUUCAUUUUAGGCAUAAAAGAUGCGAAAGCGGUUUCAAAAGUUGUCUCUACCACGUGUUUUCUGAUAUUCACAAUUUUUCCCACAACGAUUGCUUAUGGAAUGUUGAAUGAUAAAAAUACGAAUGGGAUCAUAAGUUUUUUUAACUUUCAAUUUUUUUCAAUGAAUUUUCAUUUUUGUAGAUGUACAGAAAGUGAUAUUGGGACAAUGGAUUGGCGGUUUAUUUUUUUCGCAAUUUUUUUGGUGGCCAACAGACUUUGAUUUUGACCACUUCGGCCCCUCUCAGUAUCUAUAUCUCAGGUUUCCAUUUAAUUUUAAAAAACAUUACGGUGUGCUCAGAAUCGCAUUGAGAACCUGAGUUUUCUUUUUUUUCAGUUUUGAGCGCCCUGAGAGCGGCUAAAAACAAUCAAAUUCAGCCAGCUUCAUUCAAUUCCAUCCGGUUCCAAAAACUUUUCAGUUAUUUACGCCGUUUCGAGAAGCAAUAGCUGGGUAUUCCAUGAUCUGUACGCAGCAGUCGGAAUAUAUGGACAAUUCUUUCUAAUCUUGUUUGCUGUUUUGCAAAUCGCUAACGUCAUGAAAUACACAACGAGGUAUGAAAAGAAAUGAUAAUCCUGGAUGCAAAAAAACUUUUGAGAUCAACGGAGGAGAUCUUCAGUUUGUUCAUCGCAUUCACUCUUACAACAAAAGCUCUGAAAGCAGUUUUUCAAAGUUCGGAGAAAAAAUAAAUAUUUAUUUGGUUUAAUGAUGUUUUUUACAGCCUACAGCGCAAGUUACGCCUCGUGUGAAUAUACAAAUGAAACCGUAACGUCAAAAAUUAUAGGUGAAGCCCUAAAAAAGUGUCUUGGAAAAUUCUUUUGAGAUGGCUGUGCUCCAUCUGCAGCUCUUUUGUUCAUUUUUCUCGUUUGUGGAACCGUCUGGCUCAGUAUGACUAUCAACUCUUUCCGUAGCUCUCCAUAUUUAUCAAGGUAAAAAAAAGACUGGAAUCCAAUAGCUUGUGAUGUAGGAGUAAAAGAGACAUUUUUGCGGACUACGCUCUACCGAUAGCCGUUCUGAUUAUGGCCCUGAUCUCCUACAUUUUUUUCGGCAAUGUUGACAGUAAGCUUAACCUGGCAUUAAAUUGAUUAAAUUUGUGGUUUCAGAAGAGAACUUCAACAUUUACCCGCGAUACGGUGAUGCUUUCUGGAUUCCUUUUUAUCAUCUUCCUUUCGAAGCUCAUUUAGUAGCGGUCGGUCUCGCUUUCCCGCUGGCCACUUUAUUUUUCAUGGAUCAACUUCUAGUUACUAACACCGUUGAUAAUAAACAGAACAAGUUUAGAUAACUUCCAAAAAAAUACUAUAAAAACUUAAAGGCUCAAGAAAGGAUCUGCCCAUCAUUGGGAUCUAUUUGUUGUUGGGAUUCUGAACAUUUUCCUGUCUCUUUUUGGAUUGCCGUGGAUGCAUGGAGCACUUCCAUCUUCUUAUUUGCAUCUCAAAGCUUUGGCUGAUGUCGAGGAUCGACUCCACAACGGAUAUAUUCAAACUAUGUGAGCAUUAUGUUUCCUUUAUCAUGUAGUGUGUAAAAUUUUCUCUGACUGCAAGUUAGCACUAGUAAUGACCAGACGCAAAACGGUUGCUUUGAAGUGCGCCCGACUCGUAGUGGCUUCAGCUCCGAGUUGACACAAGGUCCGAAAUGAAUUCAACUUGACCGCGAUUCUUGGAGACAUUUUUUGCGGCCCUGGUGGUCCAAAGCGGAGCAAACAAAAUCUUUGAAAUAAAACUAUAAACGUCUAAAUCAAGAAAAAAAAGAAAACGAAGAUAAACUAUUAACUUGGAUACGUAUUCAAAGACUUUAAAUUAUUGAAUUCAGAAUCGUCCGAGUGCGUGAAACACGUCUGGCAGUACUAGCGGCUCACUUAUUAAUGAUUCCCAUCUACUUCUGGGGCAUUCCCUACAUCACUGUUUUUAUACCAACCGCAAUUUUCAACGGUAAACUUCAAAAGCUUCAACUUAUGGUUGAAAUAAGUUACAGGGUUAUUCCUUUUCAUGGCUUUUAGUUCAAUGACCGGCAAUGAGUUUUGGGAGAGAAUUUUAUUAAUAUUCACUGAACAGGUUUUUCAUUUACAUCUCAAGUUUUGUUCAAGAAGUUUCCAGAGAGCUUACCCACCUACGCACUAUAUUCGGAGAGUUCCACAGAGAAUCGUUCACACUUUCACGGCCAUCGAAAUCUUCGAACUAUGCGUUUUGAUCGUUGUUGGGUUUGCUCCAUUCCAUUAUGUUGAAAUGGCGUUCCCGCUUGUUAUAGCGUCGUUCAUUCCGUUCAGGUUUGAAAAUUCAAAUUAUCACAACUAUAUAUAGAUCGUUCAAAAACGCUUGAUAAGGUUUUCAAAUCGGCUAGAACCGCCAAGUAUAUUUGACUCUGGACUUUGAAAAAGUGUUAGCGAAAGCGAUUUAAAACCACUAAAAUUAGUUCCAGAUUAUGCAAUUUUGAAGUUACUAUUCAUGACACUCCUGUUUCAGGCACUUCAUAUUACCGUUGAUCAUUCGCAAAGAAUACCUGCAAGUUAUCGAUAGUAAACAUUAGAUCAAAUAAAUUAUAAUUCUUCUUUUUUUUCAAAUUUACUACGCUAAUAAAUGUCCUGAUUUAUAUGAACACGUUCUUGCAAUUUCAAAAAAAAAACUCGGCGUAUAAGUUUAUUAACCAGUGCAACUAAAAUCGCUUUCAACGAUUCCGUAAAAAUUUCAAACCAGGUUUUUUUCUUUACCGCGCGAAAGUAACACAGAAAAAGUCACGGAAAAUGAGAAACUGAUCUUUUCAAGAUUUGAGAAUGAAAGAAGACAUAGAAGGGCCCGAGAUGACUGGAAAUGGCAUCGGCUACAUGAAUUAUGGUGUUGAUUCUAUUAUUUCGAGAUUACCGAUAUGCUAA